UUAAUUUAAUGACUUGAGGUCGUGUUGUCGAUCAAAUAGCUAGUUACCGGAAGUUAGCUUUCAGCGUCGCGUGCGAUUAGUCGCUGAUGCUAGCAGGCUACAAAAAAUAAUAAUAAAUAAAAACUUUAAAAAAUUACACAAAUAUUAACGACUGUGUUUUGAUAAAGCGGUAAGUCCUAAUUGAUAUGUAAUAGGCGGGUACAUUGUUGAAGGCUUUUAAAUUAAUUGUGGUAAAUAAAACAUAUCGUAAGAGUUCCGGAUUAGGGUUAGCCGGUUUCUGCGCAUGCGCACUACAUUUUCGCUCUCCCAUUAGUUCUGGCUUCAUUUGUUUUGUGAUAAGAUUAUGAGCCUGUUAAAAUAUUUUCUUUACAAGACUGGUUAGCACUUUUUAUUUAAAUAUUCAACCUAUUUGUUUUAUACUAUUUUAAAUAUCAGAGGAAUUUUCUCUUAAGGGCAUAUGAAUAAAGUAUACAGUGUUUGUUUUUGAGUACUUAAAACACCUGUGUUAACUGAUCUGAUCUAUUUUGUUUGUUUGGUACAGUAUUGAACAGUUAAUUAAACUUUGUCCUGUUGAGGGUUGUGGUUUGUUUGGCAUUUCACGUGUGUGUGUAUAAACUAUGCCAGAGCUUGCAGGAUGAACAGCAGUGGGCCGGUGUACCCUUUGGCCUCGCUCUAUGUGGGUGACCUGCAUCCUGAUGUCACGGAGGCCAUGCUAUAUCAAAAGUUCUCCCCUGCAGGACCCAUCAUGUCCAUCCGUGUGUGCAGGGACAUCAUCACCCGCAGGUCACUCGGUUACGCUUACAUCAAUUUCCAGCAGCCUGCUGAUGCGGAAUGUGCACUGGACACAAUGAACUACGAAGUGAUAAAGGGUCGUCCAAUCAGGAUCAUGUGGUCGCAGCGAGACCCUUGUCUGAGGAAGUCUGGAGUGGGGAACAUCUUCAUUAAGAACAUGGACGAGUCAAUUGACAACAAGGCGCUUUACGACACCUUCUCUGCCUUUGGCAACAUCUUGUCAUGUAAGGUGGUAUGUGACGAAAAUGGCUCAAAAGGUUAUGGAUUUGUGCACUUCGAGACCCAGGAGGCAGCGAAGCGAGCCAUUGAAACCAUGAACGGCAUGCUCUUGAAUGAUCGCAAAGUUUUUGUUGGACAUUUUAAAUCCCGUAAGGAGCGGGAGGCAGAGUUUGGCGCGAAGGCCAUGGAGUUUACCAAUGUUUACAUCAAGAACUUUGGAGAUGAUUUUGACAGUGAGAAACUGCGCCGUAUCUUCUCUGAAUUUGGUAAGACCCUGAGUGUCCGUGUGAUGACUGACGAUAAAGGGCGUUCUCGUGGCUUCGGCUUCGUGAACUACGCAAACCAUGAGGAUGCACAGAAGGCUGUAGCUGGGAUGAAUGGAAAGGAGCUGAAUGGACGAGUGCUGUAUGUGGGCCGGGCUCAGAAGAGACUGGAGAGACAGUCUGAACUGAAACGCAAGUUUGAGCUAAUCAAGCAAGAACGCUUAAACCGAUACCAGGGGGUGAAUCUGUAUGUAAAGAAUCUGGAUGAUGGUAUUGAUGAUGACAAACUGAGAAAAGAGUUUGCCCCUUAUGGCAUGAUCACCAGCGCUAAGGUAAUGACGGAAGGUGGUCACAGUAAGGGCUUUGGCUUCGUUUGCUUCUCUUCUCCUGAGGAAGCUACGAAAGCUGUGACUGAGAUGAACGGCCGGAUCGUCAGCACUAAGCCUCUAUAUGUGGCCCUGGCCCAAAGGAAAGAGGAGCGCAAGGCCAUACUCACCAACCAGUACAUGCAGAGAUUGGCCAGUGUGAGAGCCAUUCCUGGCCCUGCCAUUCCUGCCUACCAGCAGAGUUCUGGCUACUACAUGCCUUCCAUACCGCAGCCUCAGGGACGUGCCUUCUACAACGCUGUUCCAAAUCUACGACCAGCACCACGCUUUGCUACCCAAGCCCCAAGACCACAGGCUCCUUACUCAGCUCAGACGCUGAGGCCAGUGAUGGCACGCAGAACCUCCACCCCCAUCAGCACUGUGCGCCAGGCCUCCACCCAGGCUCCAGGUGUGAACACUCAGAGAAUGGCUCACAUCGGGACUCAGACAGCAGGUGGGCGGACUGUGGGAGGGUCUAUGAUGAGAGGUGUCGGUCAAUACAAAUACUCAAGCGGUGUUCGAAACGUUCAACAGGUCAUCACUGUACCAGCUCCUGUUCAACAAAUGCUGUCUUCUCCGGUUAUGGAGCCUGCAGUUCAUGUAAAAGGUCAAGAGCCCCUUACUCCAUCAAUGCUGGCAGCUGCACCCCUUUUGGAACAGAAACAACUACUGGGUGAACGUUUGUAUCCACUGAUCCAGGCCCUUCAUCCUAAACUUGCUGGUAAGAUCACUGGCAUGCUGCUCGAAAUCGACAACUCUGAACUUCUGCACAUGCUUGAGUCUCCAGAGUCUCUACAUGCCAAGGUUGAGGAGGCGGUGGCUGUUCUUCAAGCUCAUCAAGCAAAGGAAGUCUCACCUAAUAAAUAGGCAAAGUUUAUGCAGGCAUGAUCAUUUGAAGGUCCAUGGGUUUUGCAGAAGGAGGAAAAAGGGGUGUAAUGUGUUAAAGAUUUAAUGGUGGGGGGAGAAUAAUACAGUAUGAACACUUCAAAGGCAAUGGCACUUUUGUGAGUAGCUUUUACUCACGUCAGUACUGCUCUGCACUGUUAUGUUAAUAUUGAGUUUUGUUAUUAAAAAAAAG
Neoarius graeffei (lesser salmon catfish) is the source of this 2717-nucleotide messenger RNA. It is a transcript of the gene pabpc1l, whose product is annotated as poly(A) binding protein, cytoplasmic 1-like. Bases 635 to 2506 code for a protein of 623 amino acids. The record is from RefSeq and is a predicted model, not a curated record. NCBI's taxonomy places the organism in Eukaryota, Metazoa, Chordata, Actinopteri, Siluriformes, Ariidae. Gene Ontology annotation, molecular function: RNA binding. Gene Ontology annotation, cellular component: ribonucleoprotein complex. The transcript has 15 exons.